UGUUGUGUAACAUUUUCGGGCGUCUCUGACUUUUAGUACGUACGGCAGUCAAGAUUGCCGAGGGUAUAUUUUCCUAAAGUGAAAGUAGAAUCUCGUGACGGGCACUUAGGAACAAACGCUUACACAAGAGUUCUAAUUUCAUGUCAAGGGGACAGCUUGAUAAGGCGGGAUAUAAGUCCCUGGAAAAUCGUCGCAGUAGGUCUGUCUGUUGCUCUUGCUGGACAAGAAAACCUUGGUAUUUUAAGAUGGCGGUUGGAAUCUCUGGCGUUCUGGUUGUGGCUGUAGUGGGCCUAUUAAUAGGACUGGCUGCUUCAGGACCGCUACAUGCCUCUUGUAAAAUUGACUGGACUUUUGGUAUUACCUGUGAUGAAGUGAGUUCUAAAAUUAAGGGUCAAAUUUCUGCCUGGACCACAGCAGAUAACUGUGCCAACGGAGGGGAGAAAUGUCUCUACAAGUUUGUGAGUGCAUCAGCCAAUCAACUAAAAGCAAAACACGAGACACCAGUAAAACACUACGUGGAUGACUUGACCUUCACCUUUUCACCAUCAGGAGCAAGCUGCAAUGUUCAUGGAUUCUCCACAUCUGAGACGUGGUAUGCAUUGCUUGACUAUGGUACAAAUUACUGUAAUCUUCACAACCUUAUCACAGGGUCUGGGCUGGACAAAGUCAGUGGUUAUACAGAGGUGACAAGUAACAGUGUGUGUACCCAGUUCUCAUCUGCCAACUGUACAAUUUAUUAGUCUAAAAGAAUUAGACAUGAGAUAUAUGUAAUUGUACAUAGUGCAUUUAAGUGUCUUUCAUUUUAUAUGCUCCAUUAUGGCACACAUGUGUAUCUUUAUAGAUGCCUGUAUUGCUGUAUUUAUCAUUUGUUAUCAGAUGUACAGUGAAUACAUACAUGUACAUGUAUUACACUACUUGAGAAUUAGAGGAAGCUAGUAGACAUAUUACCAAAUUGCUCUUGUAUUUAUAUUUUAUUAUUCAUUUUCAUAAAGUGUAUAUACAUACAUUUACUAUUUCACUAGAUUGUACAAUUUUGUAAUCUCUGGUUUAAUGAUAAAUGUUUUGUUUGUCCAAUAAUAGCAUCAACAGUCCCUCAGCAAUGUCCGUUGUAUUGUUUGGAUGUUUAUACUUUGAUAUUAGAUUGUUUCACACUA
Ostrea edulis (European flat oyster) is the source of this 1154-nucleotide messenger RNA. RefSeq lists its product as uncharacterized. The record is from RefSeq and is a predicted model, not a curated record. Bases 141 to 740 code for a protein of 199 amino acids. Lineage: Eukaryota; Metazoa; Mollusca; Bivalvia; Ostreida; Ostreidae. The transcript has 5 exons.